AUGACACUACAGUGGAGUGAACAGCAAAGUUCUCGUUCUGCACUGUAUCGCAAUCCCCAUUCAUUAUGUUCGAGAUUCCGCAAUCUCAAGAUUCUGGUCCUCGGGAUUCAGAAUUUUGGGAUUGUGGAGUUUCAGUACUCCAUAGUGAUCCCAUAUACAGUGGUAGAUGUGGUCUGCUGUACCCCUGGUUCCACCAUUUGUACGGCUGGCAAGUAUAGCAGUUUUUUCCGUUAUAUCCGCCGCCUCGUGCCUCUUAACUUCUGGGAGGAAGUGAAGCUGCUUUCAAAACUAGCUGGGCCCGUGUUUGUAUCCCAGUUGAUGGUGUUCUUGAUCAGCUUUGUAAGCUCUGUAUUUUGUGGACAUCUGGGCAAAGUAGAACUGGAUGCUGUCACACUUGCCAUAGCGGUCAUAAAUGUUACAGGUAUUUCUGUAGGGUCUGGAUUAUCUUCAGCAUGUGACACUUUAAUUUCUCAGACGUAUGGAAGUAAAAAUCUGAAACGUAUUGGUGUCAUCCUACAGAGAGGAAUCCUUAUUCUGCUGAUAUGCUGUUUCCCUUGCUGGGCACUUUUUAUCAACACUGAACAGAUUUUAUUAGCAGUUAAACAGGCGAAGGAAGUAGCCAGCUUAUCACAGCUAUAUGUGAAGAUUUUUAUUCCUGCCUUACCGGCAGCGUUUACAUACCAACUGCUGUCAAGAUAUUUACAGAACCAGGGUAUAAUUUUGCCACAGAUUAUUUGUGGCUUUAUAGCGAAUCUUCUGAAUGCACUAGUAAACUACAUUUUUAUAUUUGUGCUGCACCUGGGAGUAGUGGGGUCUGCAGCAGCCAACACCAUCUCUCAAUUCUUACAAGCUAUUUUGCUGCUUAUAUACAUCCGAUGGAAAAAGUUACAUACAGCAACUUGGGGAGGAGAAGCCUUCAGAGAAGGGGCCUCAUUUUUACUGACUGUACAUGAAAAGGUAUCUCUUCUUUUUGUUUGA
Protopterus annectens (West African lungfish) is the source of this 978-nucleotide messenger RNA. Its product is annotated as multidrug and toxin extrusion protein 1-like. The transcript has 2 exons. Gene Ontology annotation, cellular component: membrane. Bases 1 to 978 code for a protein of 325 amino acids. Gene Ontology annotation, biological process: transmembrane transport. The record is from RefSeq and is a predicted model, not a curated record. Gene Ontology annotation, molecular function: antiporter activity; xenobiotic transmembrane transporter activity. Lineage: Eukaryota; Metazoa; Chordata; Ceratodontiformes; Protopteridae.